Molecule: messenger RNA, 2763 nt
Organism: Prorocentrum cordatum
Lineage: Eukaryota; Dinophyceae; Prorocentrales; Prorocentraceae
Source: the annotation of a GenBank genome assembly
GCGCUGGAGGCGGCGAGCCAGGCAGAAAUAGACAUUGCAUUCUUGCAGGAGGUGGGGCUCACGGACCAGGAUUGCGCCGCAUUCGAGGCCCGCGCACGCAAGUUCGGCUACAGGAACUACUUUUCGGGAGGCGCCGUGGCCCAAUCAACGGCGCCCCACCAGGCGGGCAGACCCACUGGUGGGGCUUGCACGUUGGUGUCCAAGGCGCUGCGCUCCCGGCAGCUGGACCACCUGGUGGGCGAGGACGCGCAAGCGGUGGCGGCGCGGGUCGAGGACCUGAUCACGGUCAACCUCUACCAGCCUCCCGGCAAGGCCAGGGACGAGGCUAUGUCGUUCGUGUUGGGGCUGCUGGAGACGCUGAGCCGUAAGCACACCUGGUGCAUCGACUAUUACAUAGCCUCGCACCCGACGUGCUGUGACCAGCCGGCGUUGGAGGACAUUUCGUUCAAGGACCACCGGGCUGUCGCUGCCCAGCUGCAGGUGGUCCGGGGCGACAGGGGCGUGCGUGAGCCGGAUUGCAUUGUGGGCAGGUCAGCCAAUUUGGGCUGCCCGGGACACGUGAAACCAGAGCGAUGGUGUCAGCUGCAGCGGGAAGUCUAUGCGACCAUGGUUCCGCCGAGCCUCCCAGUUAUGGAGGAGCCCCGGGACAUGGACGCCAUGCAGAAACAGGUGGACGACGUGUGGAAGCAAACGCCUCUCUAUCUCGAGCACUUCGUCAGGAGCACGAUGAGGAGGGCCAUGGAGGAGGCGGGAAACGAGGCGGAAAGCAUCCAAGGAUGGGGCAUCAGGAAGAACACGCAGACGUUUCGGCACCAGGAGCACAGGUUCGGGGAAUGUGACGACCCGCGCACGUCGGCGCGCAUCCAGCAGCUUGACAACCUGCGCGGGCGGAUGUGGCACAUGCAGUGGCUGCGGAGGAAAGGCCGCGAGGAGAGCGCCGAGGGUCGAAUGCUCGAACAGAGAAUCCGCGAAGGGCUGACGAAGCAUCGGCUGGCGACGUUGAAAGAGGUCGAGGCGAAGUUGGCGGAGCUCCGGAAGCAGCGGAGACAGGGCCGCAUCGACAGGAAAGUCUGGGGGCGCGAGCUUGCGCCGCAGGAGGAAUGGCAGCAACGGGUCGAGGACACGCUGCCGCCUGCGUCGGAGGAGAUCUGGCGACCCGUGUGUCCCAUGGAGCUGCGGGGCGCCAUGGGCAGGCUACGGGGGUCCGCUCCUGGAGCUGACGGCUGGCACGGAGAUGAGCUCGCUUCGCUCUACUGCCCUGCGGUGGUCCACCACCUUGCUGACGUCUUCAGUUUUAUGCUGGACCAGGGUUGCGCGCCCACAGAGUGGCGCAAGGCACGGCAAGUAAUGCUCCCGAAGGAGGGCAAAGGGAGGAGAAAGAAGGACGGGAGCAUAGCUGUGCAGGCGGCGCUGCGACCCAUCACCAUCUUGAGCUGCUGGUGGCGCCUGCUCGGCAGCGUGCUGCUGCGGUCCCCCGACGCCCAAACGUGGCAGAGGAAAUGGUGGAGGGAGGAGGCAGUUGGAGGACGCACGGCCGGAGAGGUGUACACGCCGCUCAUGCGCCUCAUCGACUCGUGCCACCAGGGUGACUUCAUCGCGUCCUACGACUACACGUUGGCUUUCGACCAGACCGACCCCAAACUGGCAGUCGCGGUGUUGAGGAAGGAAGCUCGGGUGUGGACCGGACAGCUCCGGUACUUGCAAUACCAAGGAGUCACACUCAGGCAGCCGGAGGAGGUGGGCACCUCGCUGCCCCAGGGCGACCCGUGGUCCAUGAUAGCUAUGGUGGCGGUCCUACACCUGCCGAUCACCGCCAUCGUGGCGCGCUUCCCUGGGGCGGAGCUCUCCUGCUUCGUGGACGACAGGUCGUGGAAGCCCAGCACUGCGCAUGAGCUGCUGGCAGUUGGUGAGGAGUGGAGGAAGUGGUCGCUCGUCUUGGGCCUCAAGGAGAACGAGGCGAAGUCUCAGCACGCCCACUGGACGGCCGCGGGCAGGAAACAGCUGCUAAAAACAGGCGCGCCGGACACCACGGUGACGGACGCUCCAGAGAUCCUCGGGGUGGGCUUCUGCAAGGGGACCGGCCGCCAAGGCGGAACAGGAAAAAAGUAUACCAGGAAGGAGGAGACGAGGCUGAGGAGGGCCAAGGUGAUGCUCGAAAAGAGUGCGAGUCUGCCGGUCUGCAGAAGGAUGAAGGAGGCGACGAUGGCAAGCAAGGCGCUGGCAGUCGCCGAGUACGGCUGGAUCGACAGGCAGAUGAACAAGAGGGACGAGACGCAGCUACAGGCGGCGAUCGUGAGGGCGAGGCAGGAGCCCAAAGCAGGGAGCCCCCACCUCCGGGCCAUCUUCCGCGGCCACCGGCUCAGUGUCAGGUGCCGCCUGCUGACGACUGCCUUCAUGGCAGCGUGGCGCACCCUCCGCAAGGACCAACGGCGGGCCACGCUGGGGACCUGGAGGAGGCAGGAGGGAUGCUCUGGCCGGAUCCACGCUCUCCUGCAGGGCUGCGGCUGGCAGGAAUGCGCCGAGUGGGAAUGGAGGCACCCAGUCACGGGCGUCAUUCUCAGCCUGCGCAAGGGCAGCGGGCACUGGUCUGAGCGCAAAGGACGCCUCGAGCACGUGCUCCGGGAAGGCUGGCGCGCGAACCUAUUCGGGAGGUGGCGGGGGCAGAGCCGCAUCGACUCGUCUCUGUGCCGGUUCGAGCAGUACGACGAGCGGCGCUGCAAAGCCGCGAGGCUUCUGGCAGAGGGCAGCACGCACGCGGCCAGC